GCGUGGACCAGCUCGGCCGGGUUUUAUUGGGGGUGGGAGCGGGGCAGUGCGAGCUUUGCUGCUACUGUCGUGCCGGGAUGCGGCGGCGCGGCCUGCGGCUGCUCCUGGUGGUCUGUCUGGUUGUUGCUGCCGCCGCAGAGGAGGUUCAAACAAAUAUUCUACAAGCAGACAAAAAUGGUGGCAACGAUUUAGCACAUUCAGAUGGUGCGGAAACAGGACGGCAUGAUGAAACAAAUCCUAAUAAAGGACAGCAUGAUGAAGCAAAGAAUGACACUGAUGAGAAGAACAAGAAGGGUGCAUUAACAGAAGGAACUAUGAAGACGAAGGACGAGGCAAAAGUGAAUCAUCUGAACAAAGAUAUCAGCACAGCAAAAUCGUCACAUGUAACCGACUUCUCACAAGAUCCUCUCAUCAAGGAGUGUGAUCCAUCCCAUAGAUGUGUGAUUGAAAAUAAAAAGUUCAUCGCCUGCUUGAAAGUUCCUGGCGAAGAUUCAUUAGCUCUAUCACUUCUGAUGGACAACAAAGGCAUGAACCCACUUGAUGUUGGCAUUGCAACUCCAGAAUUUGUCACUUCAGCAGAAGACACCGUCCAUGUCAGUGCAAAUGAUCACAAUGAGACACAGGUGACUAUUUUUAAAAACGGUGCACCAAACAUGGCAAUAGUUCUCAGACUCAGAGUUGCAGAAGAAGACUGUAAUAUUAGCAUCCACCGUGCAAUUGCGAGGGAGACAAGUCAAAAUUCGGAGAAGAGGUAACCAAGAUGGCGGACCUGCAUACCAGAAGCUUGAUGUGGCGGAGCUUCCUGUUUCGACUGGAGGGAAGA
Oryza brachyantha (malo sina) is the source of this 823-nucleotide messenger RNA. RefSeq lists its product as uncharacterized. NCBI's taxonomy places the organism in Eukaryota, Viridiplantae, Streptophyta, Magnoliopsida, Poales, Poaceae. Bases 78 to 755 code for a protein of 225 amino acids. The transcript has 5 exons. The record is from RefSeq and is a predicted model, not a curated record.